This is a messenger RNA of Phragmites australis (common reed), 2047 nucleotides long. RefSeq names its product transcription factor bHLH49-like. Gene Ontology annotation, molecular function: protein dimerization activity; DNA-binding transcription factor activity. The coding region runs from base 509 to 1549 and encodes 346 amino acids. The transcript is spliced from 10 exons. The record is from RefSeq and is a predicted model, not a curated record. Gene Ontology annotation, cellular component: nucleus. NCBI's taxonomy places the organism in Eukaryota, Viridiplantae, Streptophyta, Magnoliopsida, Poales, Poaceae. Gene Ontology annotation, biological process: regulation of DNA-templated transcription.
AACACCACUCUUUUCUUUAAAGUUCCAUGUUGCUAGUUAUGGUACAUGCCUGAUUCUUGAAGAUUUGAUUGGUAGGCUUUUCCUGUUUCCAAAUUAGCUUUGGUGUUUUGAGUCUUUUAGGAAGAGCAGGCUCUCCUCCCAUCUCAUCACUUUGCUCCAAAAGCCUAAGUUAGUGUGUGCUGUUUGCUUAAUGAUGGGGUUGUUUCUCCCGUGUCUCCCCUUCCUUUAUGCUCUGGGUUUAAAGUUUCACUUUCUGGAAUCUGGGCUGUGCGCUUCUUUAAUCUGUGGCAGAUUUAGUUUGUUCCUCAAGGCUAUGAAGCAUAUCUCCAGCUGUAAUAUAGUUCCAGCAGGCCUUUGCCUGGACGGUGGACCUUUCUUUUGCCCUUCUUUUUAUCUGUAGAUAGGGAUAAUGUGAUUGGUCUUGAAGGGACUGAUUGCUUUUCACCUCCAUUAGGAUUACCAGUUGAGGUGAUACUGUUUUCCCUCAAACAAACUAGUUGAAGUAUUUAUGCGAAAUAAAGACCGCUGCAUAGUUAAUCAAAAUUUACUCUUUUGUUCAAGGGAAUUAAGGAUCAUUUGUGUUUCUGGACAAUUCGAGAUGUACUCAGGCCAGCAAUCUGAUCAGGGUCCUAGUGCAAGUAGUGGCAAAGAAUUCUCGGAGGCAAAUUGGAAUUCUGUCACAAUGCAUCAAAAGAUGGGUUAUCACAGUGGACCGUAUGCAUUUGGACCUUACAUCAUGGAGUCAGAAGAAAGACCAGGGUUGUAUAGAUCUUCUACUGGUGCAUUCAGUCAGAACAUCCAAAUGAGUGAUGAGCAUAGUGGAGGUGUGAAGAAAAGGAAAGGAAUUGAUGACUGUGUUGCCUUGUUGCAAAAUGUGGGUGAUGAACAAACAGAGGGUUCAUCUCAGCCAGAAAGGAAUUCAAUGGAGGGGAACAGAAAGAUUUCGCCCAAAAUGCAAAGCAAGGAAGAUUCUUCUGAUGGUGAUGGUACUAAAGAGGAUUAUGUUCAUAUCCGGGCAAAGCGAGGCCAAGCCACUAAUAGCCAUAGCCUUGCAGAAAGACUGAGGAGGAAAAAGAUAAGUGAGAGAAUGAAGCUUCUUCAAGAUCUUGUUCCAGGAUGCAAUAAGAUCACUGGCAAGGCAGUCAUGCUUGACGAGAUAAUCAACUAUGUGCAGUCAUUACAACGACAAGUCGAGUUCUUGUCAAUGAAACUUGCUACUGUCAACCCUGAGCUUAGCUUUGACAUUGAGCAGAUCCUGUCCAAACAAAUGACACUUUCACACGACAGGCAUCUUGCUUUCUAUGGAGCCGACCCAGGAUCAAGCAGCCUUGUCGCCCAGUUUAACCAAGGAAUCAUGCAGCCAGAAAUGAUGUGCAAUGUUUCCAAUCCUGUUGAUGUUUUGCAGGGAACAAUUCAUGACAUCUCCACAAUGAGCCAGAUACCUGCAAUAUGGGAAGGACUUCAGAACAUCUCUCAUAUGAACUUCAACCCUGGUGUGGCAGCAGAUAGCGGCACCAACGACUCCGGUUCCAUGAAGAUUGAACAAUGAGCUGCUGGUAUAGCUCUGAAAUUGAUAUGUGAAUCACAGAAUCUUCGUAAAGCACUGCAGAAUGAAGUUUUUGUAUAGCUGGAGGCCUAACCAUUCAUUGUCGGUUUCCUUCUGUUGCUCCCCAUAGUGUAUGGCGUAUCGGGUAUGGCAUCUGAAGAUCCUGUACAGUUGGAGCUGAAAAACCGAUUCCACUGUAAAUUUCUUUUGUGCUUUAGCCUGUGGAAAGUCGGAACCCAGUAUUAUUCAUGAACUCCAAGGGUAGAAGCCUAGGACAAUACUAAAUGAGUAGUAGAAUGGAACCGUGGUUAAAAAAUGCAGAGUUUUGUCGAAAGUUCCAUGAAUCAUUCACUGUUUGCAGCAGGUUUCAUCCUGCAAUGCAAGGAUACUCAUUAUUGUUACCAGUAGGGACCGAACUUCAAAAGAAUGGAAAUGUAUGAUUAUAUGUUUUUAACAAAAAUAGUAGGAAAUGAUAAUACUAUGUUUAUAUUACUAUAAUGG